AUGAAAGGAAUUUACUUAUUAAUUAUAUUAUUAAUCAAUCAAUUAACAUGGGCGUCACCUAUUGCACCUCGAGCUUUGGUUAAUCAAUCAGAUCCUUUCUAUUUGGCCGCCUAUAAACCAGCUCAUCUGGUGACAUCUGAUCAAGUUGAUCAAUUAUUAUCGAUUCAAAUUCAACAAUUUGAAGUUAUAGGUUAUCAAGUGAUUGUUUAUGAUGUCAAUGAUGGGAAAACCAUUGGAUUAAGUUCAACCAUUGAUUCGAAAAAGUAUAAUAUCACAGGAUAUGUUACAGUUGAUCAAUAUAUUAUCGUUACUGAUAUCAUUGGUGGAGGUAUAAACUACCUCGUUAUUGAUCCUAUAACUAAUAAAUUAGAAUUAUCAACUUUCCCCCCUUCAAGUGAUGAUAAAUUCGCCUUAAGUAGAAAUCUUAUAUCAAUUAAUGGUAAUUAUACUUGGUCAGUCUGUGCUAAUAAUGAUACAGAAAAUUUCACCGAUAAUAUUUAUUUUGGUACUUUGAUUGAGAAUUCAGCUUAUUGUGGUGAUUAUGGUAAAGAAUUAGUUUUAAAAGCUAUUGGUUUAGUAAGUUCAGAUGGUUCAAUCCCUGAUUAUCCUUUAUAG
Scheffersomyces coipomensis is the source of this 615-nucleotide messenger RNA. RefSeq lists its product as uncharacterized. The transcript has a single exon. The record is from RefSeq and is a predicted model, not a curated record. Lineage: Eukaryota; Fungi; Ascomycota; Pichiomycetes; Serinales; Debaryomycetaceae. Bases 1 to 615 code for a protein of 204 amino acids.